This is a messenger RNA of Linum trigynum, 2940 nucleotides long. The record is from the annotation of a GenBank genome assembly. Lineage: Eukaryota; Viridiplantae; Streptophyta; Magnoliopsida; Malpighiales; Linaceae.
CAUAUAGAUAAGUUAAUAGAAGGAAUAGAUAUUAUAGAUCUUACUUCAAUAGACGAUAUCAUUAUGGUUAUACUAGAACUAUCAUACUUUGUCUCAGAUAUUGUAGAAGAACAAAUGAGUAUUGGAACUACAGAGACACUAGAAGAAACUGUUUCUAAAACCGAAUUAAUUAUCGAUAUAAUAACUAGUCUAACUAAAACAAAACAAAAAACUAAUGAAGAAUUAAAACUCAGUUAGGAAAACUAAAAGAUGUCUUUACAAAACAUAAAAUUGUAUUGGUUGUAGUCAUGCCACUAUUUCCUUCCAUGAAGAAUAAACAAAAACCGAAGAAAGCAAAGUUACGUGAAAAAUCAUGCAUAUAUCAAUUGCUUGACAUCAGAUUCUUUGGUCAACAUCUUUAUAACAUCAUGUCAAUUUGGUAUCAGAGCCAAUAGGGGCGUGCAAUGGUCUGGUCCAUACCGGACCAUACCGGACCAAACCGUUGUUAAGACCGGACCGGACCAGACCGAGUAAAAUGCGGUCCGGUCCUUGGUCCUCAUGAAUUUUAUAAUUACUGAAGAAAUGAUGGACCGAGCUCAUAUUUGGACCGGACCGAACCGGACCAAAUGCAAGAAUGGUCCGGUCCUUGAUCCUAACAUGUCUUUCACUAAUGGACCGCGGUUCUCAUGAGUUUGGUCCGGUCCGGACCGAACCGAACCGUUGCACACCCCUAAGAGCCAACAAACUCAACCAAUUUAACCAACCCAAGAAUAAAAAUAAAGAAUAAAAACUAAAAUGAUAAAUGACAAAAAUGUACCACCCGGUUCAACCCAAUGGACUUUGACACCCCUAUUCUCGGAUCACUCUCAUCAUCCAAAAAGCCCAAAUAACUCUGGGCCGUAGUGGGCCUCACGCAAAUCCCACUGUGAAAUCGGCCGCAUCGAAUCCUCCCUCCAGCUUACUUUUUUCUUGCUAAAAAUCUGAUCUGAUGCUCGGCUGUCGAAUCUAUCAAUUUUCAGUCCAAGAAGGUAAGAAACAGAGUCGACUCGGACAGUCGUCGUCGUCUCUUUGCUCAAGCUCACUCUGUCUUCACACUGAGCUCUACUGACUCGCCGGAGAAAAUGGGGUUCACUUUCACGAUGAGCUUGAACUUGCUCCUCCUACUAGCCAUGGUGGCCACGAACCUCCUCUCCUUGUACCACCUCUCCUCAAAUCUCCAGUCCCCACUCACCGCAACCUCCCAGCCGGUCCCCGACCACCUCCUCCGGCAGCUCAACACCAUACGCGCCACCAUCAACCACCUCACCCGCCACCAGCCUUCCUCCUCCACCACCACCGACACCGACGACUCCAAGCCGACAAUCCCGCCGGAUCUGCUCCUCUACGCGAGCCUCUCCCCAAUCGCCUCCGCCUGCCACAACCACCCGGACCUCCUCCACAAGUACAUGACCUACACUCCUUACUCCGCCUGCCCGUCCGAUUCCGAUCUCGCCGAAUCCCUAAUCCUCCGCGGCUGCCACCCGCUCCCGCGCCGCCGCUGCUUCUCCAAAACUCCCUCGAAGCCGCCUUCCUCCCUGCCGCGCAACCCCUUCCCUUCCUCCCUCCUCGACUCCAACGUGCUCUGGGGGAAGUACAGCUGCAAGUCGUUCGCCUGCCUGGCGAAGGAGAAUCCGAACCUAGGGUUCGAUCUGGGGACCGAGAUCUCGAAAUUCAUGACCUACAAGACCGAGCUCGACCUCCCGAUCCCGCAGCUGAUCCAGAUCUCCAAGACAGCCAGCUCCCCGAUCCGGCUGGGGAUCGACGUCGGGGGAGGGACGGGGACCUUCGCGGCGAGGAUGAAGCAGUACAACGUGACGGUGGUGACGACGACGAUGAACUUCAACGUGCCGAACAGCGAGGUGGUGGCGAUGAGGGGGCUGGUGCCGCUCCACGCGCCGCUGCAGCAGCGGCUGCCGGUGUUCGACGGGGUGCUGGAUCUGGUGCGGUGCGGGCGGGCGGUGAACCGGUGGAUCCCGCUGGCGGCGAUGGAGUUCCUGCUGUAUGACGUGGACAGGGUGCUGAGGAGCGGCGGUUACCUCUGGAUCGAUCAUUUCUUCAGCAAAGGUGCGGAUCUGAGUAAGGUCUAUGGGCCGUUGAUCGGAAAGUUGGGUUACAAGAAGGUGAAGUGGGCCGUCGCCAACAAGACCGAUUCCAGUGGGUUGAAGAAUGGCGAAGUUUACUUGACCGCACUUCUCCAAAAGCCGCUGUUCAGAUCGGUGCUAUAGUCAAAAUUCAAAACUCUCUUCUUUUCAGGUAUUUGCAUUGGCUCUUAGUGCCUCCUGAAGAUUUGUUUGAUGGGCUUUUUCUGGUUAAAGUUGUUACAUUAUAGGGAAGAGCCUAGAGGUUCCUUUUGCAGCCAUUAGCGUGAAUUGUAUUUAGGGUAAGAAUGAGUGAUGAUGAUGAACUUUUCGAACCUGGUUCCUAGGUUGGCAUGGAUUACACCUUCAUAAAGUUGAAUGCCAUCCAUGAUUUUAGGCUGCUCCUUUUGGUAAUGGCCUUUCCCGCGUCUGCUUUUAGGUACCAUUGAUUUGCCAGCACCUUCCAAAAUGAAGGGAGGACGAAGAGAACACUUGGAAUGAAGGAUCGAGCAGAGAUUACCAGAUCUGCAACUGUAAAAAAUGAGAGAAAUUGUAUAAUAGUUUCUGCUGGAUCUUCGACGAUUGUAGAAUGGCAUCUGCUGGAUUUCGGAAUUCAUGUAUUCUGUUAAUUCAUCGUGCGUAGUAGCGGUUAAAUAAAAGUAUGAUCAACCACACCAUUUCUCCCUUUGUGAUGAUGGCCGAAUCUCCAACUUGAUCACAUUUUUGCCCCAAGGGUGCAUAAUAUGGGAAUGAAGGCGAAAAAAGGGCAGAACAUAGUCCUACUCAUUUCUUACGUACUCGGACAGCACAAAUAUCCGAGCUAUAAUGAAAUAGUAGCGAAUCG